ACACUCUCCGCCCGCACCUCACGACCUUGGCUCCCCUCUCCUUUAGUCCUAAGGAGCCACGAGGAUGGCACACUUGCUGGGCAGCCAGUCCUGCAUGGACAGCCUGCGCAAGGACCUCACCGACUUACAGGGCGCCAUUGUGGAUGUGUUCUCUCGUGCUGGGCCUGUGCGCUUCCCCUCCUGGAAGUUCCCUGACCGUGUGGCUUGCGACCUGGACAUGGUGGCCCUGCUAGAGCACUAUGACCAUGUGCCAGGUGACCCCGAGUUCACGCAGCUGUCCCAUGCUGUUCUGCUGGAGCUGGUCAUCGACAGGUGA
Molecule: messenger RNA, 316 nt
Organism: Puma concolor (puma)
Lineage: Eukaryota; Metazoa; Chordata; Mammalia; Carnivora; Felidae
Source: RefSeq, a predicted model, not a curated record